Messenger RNA from Passer montanus (Eurasian tree sparrow), 2781 nucleotides. RefSeq names its product Kazal type serine peptidase inhibitor domain 1 (gene KAZALD1). Gene Ontology annotation, biological process: regulation of signal transduction; regulation of cell growth. Lineage: Eukaryota; Metazoa; Chordata; Aves; Passeriformes; Passeridae. Bases 238 to 1134 code for a protein of 298 amino acids. The record is from RefSeq and is a predicted model, not a curated record. The transcript is spliced from 5 exons. Gene Ontology annotation, molecular function: insulin-like growth factor binding. Gene Ontology annotation, cellular component: extracellular region.
AGGGACGGGCCGCGGGCCCGGAGAGGGGCGGGGGGACUCACGUUUCGCUGACAUCACGGCGGUGCCGGAGCGGCCGGGGGCCAGCAGCCCCGGGGCCAGCAGCCACGGCCGCCGCGCACCGCGGGCACCGGCGCCUCCGGCCAGGAUGGCUCCUCAGAUCUAGACAGGGAGACCAGAGCAGUGCCAGAAAUCUCCAUCCACGUGACAGUGGGAUUGGACAGAGGAGCUGCCGUGAGGAUGUCUGAAGCCAAGCCCCUCAGCAUCUCUUGCCUCGUGCUUUCCCUGCUCGCCUUGCACUGGGCUCUGCUCCAGCUGGGCCAGGCUUUUCCCAGCACCUCUGACUACCUCCAGCGGGGCUGGCAACGGCUGCUGGAGGAAGGGGAGGGCUGUGCCGAGUGCCAGCCCGAGGAGUGCCCGGUGCCACGCGGGUGCCUGGCAGGCACGGUGCAGGAUGCCUGUGACUGCUGCUGGGAGUGUGCCAACCUGGAGGGACAGAUCUGUGACCUGGACAACACCAACCACUUCUACGGCAAGUGUGGGGAGCACCUGGAGUGCCGGCUGGAUGCCGGGGACUUGCGUCACGGAGAGGUGCCCGAGCCCCAGUGUGCCUGCCUCUCCCACCUGGCCCUCUGCGGCUCUGACGGCAAAACCUACGCCCAGAUCUGCAGGUUCCUGGAGGCUGCCCAUGCUCACCCCGAUGCCAACCUCACUGUGGCCCAUGAGGGUCCCUGCGAGUCAGAGCCUCGGAUCACCUCUCCUCCCUAUGACACGUGGAACGUCACCGGGCAGGAUGUCAUCUUCGGCUGCGAGGUCUUCGCCUACCCCAUGGCAUCCAUCGAGUGGAGGAAGGAUGGCACAGAGAUGCUGCUGCCUGGAGAUGACCCCCACAUCUCUGUCCAGUUCAGGGGCGGCCCCCAGAAAUACGAAGUGACAGGCUGGCUCCAGAUCCAGGGCGUGCGGGUGACGGACGAGGGCACGUACCGCUGCUUCGCCAGGAACAGGCUCGGGGAGGUGGUGGCACUGGCCAGCCUGACCGUCCUCACUCCGGACCAACUCAACCUGACAGACUUCUCCCUGCUGAAGCCCCGCACGACGCCUGAGGACUACAGGGAGAGUGAGGAGGACUACUACUAGCCCCGAGAUGGCACGUUGGGCUGCAGAGAUCACCUUGCCCACAGCACCCUUCCCUGGGGCUUGGGGACAUCGGACAUCUCUGGAGCAUCCUCCGGCCCAAAACUCCUUUUCUGAACAAUCCUGGCACAACAGCCUGUUUUUGGGGUGGGGGACAGGGUGACACAACUUUUGAGGUGCUGGGGGGUGGGAUACUGGCUGGUUGGCAAGGGCUGGGAUCAGGGACAGCUCUGCCUGGAGCAGGGUGGAUCUGUCCUCUGGCACUGAGUGGAGACACAACGGGACACUGCGGGGACAGCUGUGCUGUGUGUGAUGAGGAAUGGUGCUGGGGAUGGAGACAGCCUCCUCUGGGAGAGUGAAGCCAGGGCAGGGGCAUUGUGUCCUGUAUGAAUAAUUUCUGGGGAAGCUGGAGCAGAGAGCUGGGACCUGACUGUGAUAACCAGUGUGUCCCUGUCAGCUCUUAUCCCCCAAGCACAGAGACAUCCCAGCUUCUCCCCAGAACCCGAGGAACCUGCUGCCAAAACACCCUUUUCUUCUGUUUUGUUUUUAACCAGAAAAGUAGUGAUUUGAGGAACCAGGCACUUGUGGCUUUCAGAGCUGUCUUUUCUCCAGCUGAACCACCCUUGUGGUCAGAAACACUUUGGCCUUUUUUUGACUGACUUCAUUUUUCCCUUCCAUGCCUUUGACUGACUUCAUGCUUUCCUUUGUCAUUUCAGUCGAUGUUAUUUAAAAUAUACACGGUGGUCAAAGCCAAGGCUGGCUGACCGUCCUGCAUCCACAGGGAUGGUUAUGGGGGUGAGGAAGGGUGCAGACAUUGUGGCUGCUACCUUGUCCAUUGUGGGGUGCUUGAGUUGAGGAGCCCUCCUGCCCAUCCCAGUGCUCACAGCUGGUCCUGGUGUGGGUCCUGCCCUUCCCAGCCCACCUGGGGCUGGGGAUGCUCAGCAGACAGUCUCCUGUGCAGUGGUGAUGCACCAACUCCAAUCACUGCACUCCCAAGCGCUUGAAUCCCAUCCCAGUGCUGCCCAUUUUCAUCUUGGGGUCCUAACUUCUGUGACAAUGGGGUCUCCACCCAGGUGACCACAGCUCUGUCCAGUGGGAGCAGCUCUGUGCCUAGUUGGUGAAGUAAAGCGAUGCUCCAGUUUCCACUGGAAACAUUAUAUUUUUUUUAAAAAUCCCACCUACCUCCCACAGCUGGUGAUUUAGAGCAAACUUGCAUUUGGGGGAGCACAGGAAGGAAGCUCAGAACUGCACUGUGCUGCUCACUGCCCAGAGAGGGCUGUCAGGACCAUUCCUCUGGGCAUACUGGGGCUGAGCUCACGUUCAAGGGGUGCUUUAUCCCCCAAAGCAGCAGCAUUUGCAGGACUUCUGGUACUCAAAAGCUCCACAUGGACCAAACCCCUCCCAGUUACUCAGUCCCAGCUCCAGGGAGGUCCAGAGCUGCAGCAGAGAGCCAGACCCCGUGAGAAAGGAAUUGGCCAGACCCAGGCAGGAGCAGGCAGGAUGCAAUAAGGCUGGUGGCUUGGGUCCCAUGCUACUCUCCUUCACAUGUUUUUUCUUUUCUUUUCUUCCUUUUUCUCUUGAGAGCUGGCUCAGAUGACACAAUUACGGCACUGAAACCUGAACAAGCAAAUAAAAGGGAUUUGUCUGGAA